AAUCAGAAAAUAAACAAACUGGAAAAAGAAGACGAAUUCUGUCAGAAAUCAUAAACCGAAGCGUAAAGUUUAGUGUCAUAGAUUAUUUAAAAAAAUUGUCAUCCGACAACGGCAAGAAGGAACCAUGGCCGCAUCAAGAGAGAAACGAUCAAAUGCUGGCACUCGCAUGUCCAAACUUCUUGACGAAGAGGAGGAAGAUGAAUUUUACAAAAAUACUUACGGUGGAUUCGAGGAUGCUGAAAAUGACCAGGAAUACAAAUCGGAAGACUCGGGCGAUGAUGAUGUUGAUUCAGACUUCAGCAUUGACGAAAAUGACGAGGUUAUUUCAGACCAUGAGGAUGAUAAGCCAAAGAGGGCAAAGCGGCUUGUUACUAGAGCGUACAAGGAGCCUAAGAAGGUUACCAAAAAAGAAACCGCUGAUGUUACUGACAAGCCAUUUCCUUUCAAUAUUCCCGAUGACCAAGCGGGGCCAUCAAAUUCAACCCCAGUCAAAAAGCCUGUUGUCAAGAAGCAAUUGAGUGCACCUUCUAAAUCAGAGAGAAAAUCGUGCAGAAAAUCAACAGCUGCGAAGUCGGCAGAGCUGAGGAAAAGGGUAAAACAAAGGGAUGAGGAAUAUCAGAGAAGGAGGAAAAAGAUGAAACUGAAAGAGAAAAAGGAAGAGCCCAUGACGCAGGAGGAGCUUCUCGAAGAAGCAAAGGCUACCGAGAGGGAAAACAUUGCCUCACUAGAGCAAUUCCAAUUGAUGGAGCUUGAGAAGAAGAAAAUCAGACCUGUUAAGAAGACCUUCAAGGGUCCCAUGAUCAGGUAUCAUUCUUUUGCCGCACCUUUGAUCGAGGAACUGCCCAGCAGUGAAAACCAGACCAUCGACGUCGACGACACCAUGGUUUCCAUUGAUGAGCCCAAAGAGCCAGAGAUCACACCAAAUGACAAGAAGUGUGAACGAACGCUGAUAACCUUUCCAGACGAAGCAACAUUAAAAUCGCUCUUCCCGCAAGAAAAGCGACCUAUCAGGCAGCCCAGAUUGUGUCCAUUUGCGAGAAACAAUAAAAGGACCAUCGCCCGAUACUACGACCCUGUGGUCAGGCUGCCCUACUCGAACGUGGUCAGUUUUCGCAUUCUGAGGAGCACCUACGAGAGCAAACUGGAGUCGAUGGGAGACAGAGCAGACCCUGAAGUGGCGUCGUGGAUCGCGUGGCGCAAGAAGCAGCAGGAGCUGCGCACCCUGGUGGCCAAGAAGCUGCAGCAGAUCGUGACGAAUAUUAGGCCCCAGCCUCAGCCCCAGACCGACCAGACUGCUGGGCCAAGCUCGUCUGCCAGCACCCCAACCAUAAUUCGCACAGCUGGACAGACUAUUCUCUCUGGGGCACCAACAAGACCCACAAUAUUGAUUCCUAAGCAAUAGUGAAUUGUAUGAGAUGAGCAGAGAUUGAAUUUUCAUUUGUGUCGAAGUUUUCCUUUGUAAAUUUGAUGGAGAUGUCCAGAAAAUAGAUUGAACAUUAAUUUUUAUUAAAGCAAUAAGAUUGUGGUAAAAAUGA
Molecule: messenger RNA, 1535 nt
Organism: Cloeon dipterum
Lineage: Eukaryota; Metazoa; Arthropoda; Insecta; Ephemeroptera; Baetidae
Gene: YL-1
Product: Vacuolar protein sorting-associated protein YL-1
Exons: 7
Coding region: 125-1402 (425 amino acids)
Biological process (GO): regulation of DNA-templated transcription; chromatin remodeling
Cellular component (GO): nucleus
Molecular function (GO): ATP-dependent H2AZ histone chaperone activity
Source: RefSeq, a predicted model, not a curated record